This is a messenger RNA of Cucurbita pepo subsp. pepo (vegetable marrow), 656 nucleotides long. The record is from RefSeq and is a predicted model, not a curated record. NCBI's taxonomy places the organism in Eukaryota, Viridiplantae, Streptophyta, Magnoliopsida, Cucurbitales, Cucurbitaceae.
UUCAGAAAUUAAAAGAAUCUCAUUAAGAACAAAGAAAAAUGGCCGUAAGCGAGCGUGACUUCGCCCAAUUCUUCAACAACUUCAUAUAUUUCCCCUCUUCUUCUUCACCCUUUUCCCACCUUCAAAUGAAAUUCAACCCUUCAAAUCAAAGCAUUUCAAAGUUGUUCUUGAACUUCAUGAACAAAUGAAAAACACCCCAUGAAACAAAGUCUUCACACCAUUUCUCUCACGAUGUCGCCUUAUGGGGUUCUAUUUUCUCUCAUUUUCCUGCUCUUUCUCGCCCAUAACGCCAUUGAAGCGACCUCAAUCCACGUUAAUGACUCCGACCAAGAACCGAUGAUGGUUCCAUUGAUGGAGAAGAUGGAAACGACGGCGAUGGUGAUAAACGGCGGCCGACGGCAGCUUAGGAGCUUCCAGAUUUGUGCUCUCUGCACCUGCUGCGGCGGUGCCAGAGGAGUGUGCGUUCCAUCACCCUGUUGCUAUGCUAUAAACUGUAACAUCCCUAAUAGGCCAUUUGGGUUUUGCUCUUUUACACCAAGGACCUGUAACUGCUUUGGCUGCCAUAUUUAAUAAGCUUUCUUGUUAUGAUAUUGACAACGGUUCAUUGUUGGAUCUCUGAAACUGUGGAAUAUAUGUUAUAAAUUGUUCAUUGUUCA